GGUUAGUGGUUCUUUGGGUUGAUUAUAUUAGCAGAGAAUGUCUCCUGUACUCCUGGUAUCUGUGAUUGCUCACAUUGAGAGGCAAGUAGCUGACAAGCACAGUUUUUUGUUUUUACAUUUGUUUUUGUGAUGAGAGAAACCUAUGAAAAGCAUGUACACACGUUUCACGCGUGGAACUAAAAAGCUGCGUGUCUAGUUUCCGUCCGGAACCCUAUUUGAACGGACCGAGUUGGGGAGUGAAUUAUCCACGGACCUGUAGCGUGUGUAAACUAUAGUGUAAGUGUUUUGCAUUUUCUUAGUUAAUGUGUGCAGGAAUAAAGCCUGGCAUAGUGAAUAAAGUCAUUGUACAGACAGUGCAGGGUUACAUUGUAUCCACUUCCUGUGUGCUGCACCAAGGAGCAUGUUUGAUCUAUAACAGAGUGAUACAUUGUGUCAUCUUUGUGUACAUGUCAUUAACAUCUUUUAACUACACCUCACAGCUGUAAUUAUUUAAUGAGCAAUGCAAUAGACCUCUAUUACUGAAAUUGACUAGUUUUAAUUUGGAGAGUUGAAAUUGACAGAGUAAAAUGUGUAUAAUAUAUAAUGUGCUUUAGAGUUUGUGUCUGUCUGUCAAUAAUCACAGUAAUUAAAAUGUUAAUAUUGGUUGUUUUUCCAACAAAGAUUUGUAAAUUUUCAACCUUACCAUCCCUUCAGCUGGAGAUGAUUUGACUUGGCUGGUGAACCCCCUGUAGGAUUUUUACACUAAUGGAGGAGGUCAGUAUACCUGCAGUGUUGUUUAUAUCCAUCCAUCCGUCUGUGGGAGCAGGGGAAGUUUUGUUCCUUGGUCUGCAGAGUCACCGCACUAUUAUUUUGUUGAUUAAAAGCAGUGGGGAGGUGUCUUUGUAUAUUUGUUGGUAUGUCCACUCAGAAAUCAGUGAGAUUUGUUCAAAACAAAAGGCCAUUCCCCUAACAUGCCCCCAUUCCAGACAUUAAUAGUAAUUUCUUAUAAUGAUCUCUCAUAAGAAAAGCCUCAUUUUUUUUUUUUUUUGUGAUAAAAAUAUCACUUUGACAUGACGUAUUUUGUAUAUUACAUCUGUUAAGUGCGGUUUUGCUUUGUUUUUUUUUUUGUUUUGUUUUUUAAAACAAAGGUAAAGGUGUGACAGAAGUAGUAUUAAAAAUACAACAACAAAAAACAGAACAAUUGAGUGGAUGGCAUGAGAUAUAUAUUUCACACACAUUGGAUUGAUGUCGUUUUAUAAAAUGAUUAGUACAUGAGCAUAAAACAAAUGUUAAAAACAGGAAACUUAUCCAAAUAAAAUAAUAGAAAGGGGCUGUGAAGGGGUCAAUAGUUUUUAAAAUGCAUUCUAUACCCCUGAAAACCACAGGCUCCUCAAGGAUCUUUUGAAGAUGAACUGGAUUGGUGCAUUCAUAAACUGGAGACUUGUCUUCUCCGCCGAAAUCCAUCCCCAAAACAAGGUAUGCGUUGUCAUUAAUCUCUUUCUUUUGGUUCACUACAUCUUGUGCUGUGGAAAUAUCCUGAUCCACAACUAGGAAGCUAUUUACUGUAAUGUGAAUCCUAUCUCAUUGUAUCAAAUUAUGUUUUUUCCCCAGUAUGUUAUUGUUAAAGGGUUACUCCGAGCACCAUGACUACUUCAGUUCAGUGGUUAUUGUGCUUGGAGUCUGUAUGCGCAGAACUUCAGUUUGAAACAUUGCACAUACAGAGCUAUAGCAUAUUGCUGCCGAAAGUGAGCAUGAAUUCUGGGAAUAUUUGGCAUCUGUCGCAGCCAUGCAUAGUGCAAUGUCUUGCAAAAAAAAUAUUUUUUUUUCAUUAGUAGUUUGUGUGUGUUUUCUUCUUGUCUGUGUAUGUAUGUGGGACAUAGCCUUAUGUGCUUUUGCCCCACACUGACUGAUGCAAAGACAAUCUAUGACACUGUUGCACAAUUUUUUCCAGCUCUUAGACAGUAGCAAGUUUGCCUGCUUUAUGCUUUUGAGUUUUAAUUUGCAUUCAUCAUCUCACUAUUCCCCUCCCAGUAUCCGAUGCAGAGAAGGUGCUUCAAGUCCUGCGGUCUCGCAAAGCACCUUUUGUGAAGAAACGUUCAGUGAUGAACAGGGUUUUUGGAAACUACCGUCUUAAAAUGGCUGAAGAGAGAAAAGCGCAGGAAAAAACAGGUACAUUAAAUGCUUGUUUAAUCCCUUCAAUACCAUGGGGUUUAUAGAAAAAUCACCCCCAGAAUCCAAGUAUUUUCCAACUUAUUGUAUAUCAUUUUGUUCAGGAUAAAUAAGACUUUCAUUUCACAUCAAAUAUUUAUAUAUAAAACAUUUAAUAUAAAUAAAAAAAAAAAAGUGAGAAAUAAAAGGGACACCAUAGGCACCCAGACCACGUCAGCUCACUGAAGUGGUUUGGAUUCAGUGUUUCUGUCCCACUCCGUACUGCAAUGCAAAUCAUUGAUCAUCUUGCAGGACUAAGACUGCCUCCAGUUUAUUAGUCAACCACUAGAAGCGCUUCUGGAAUUCUAAGGGACUCUGAGUCUGACAUCCUGACUCUGAUUUCCAGGGUCAGUAAAAUUUCUAUAGCAAAGCAUUUAACACAAUGCAAUCCUAUGUGGCGUGCCUAAUGCGCUAGCAGCACUUGUAGUGCAUGCGCACUAGGUCCCCCCCAUCAGAUGAUGUCAGAGGAGGCAGAGCAGCAAGUGACAUCGGUGCAGGAAUUGAGCAAGUAAAAGGUUUUUUUUUUGUUUUGUUUUUUUUAAAUUCCAAAGGGAACCAUAGUGUUAGGAAUACAGUUUUGUAUUCCUAACACUAUAGAAUAUAUUUGCUGAAUUUAGAUUGUAUGUGUAAAGGCUGUAUUUCCUUGUUCAACCUCCCCGCACAUUGCUUGUUUUUAUUUUUAGCUGAGGCCCCCCCCCCUCCUGCGUACCUUUUGGUAGUCAGGCAGGCUUUAAUUCCAUUGGGGCUACCUGUGGAAUCUGCCCUCUGUCUAAGAGCAGAUGCUUAGAAUGCCCCCUUCUGGCCUCUGACUGCAAGGGAGUGAGAUCGCUAGAGCCCCUACCAGCUCAUGCUGUGCGGAGGAGCUCAGCGAGGCAGUGCAUGAUAGAUGGCACUGGCUUUGCUAUCUGCACAGCCUUUGCAAACAAAAUUAGUUUUCAAUGAACAAACUUCACUGCAAUGGUUGUAAUUGAGUAUACACGAUCGCAGGAUAUGGGUGCAGAUCCUGGCAAUUGUCUCUACAUGAGUGCUACAUUGAAGGGCCAUAAUCAAAAUACUGUGCAAAUAAAUGAAAUCUUGCAAUUGUGGUUUAAUAAGUUGUAUCGUUUCUGUUUGAAAAAAAAUUAAGAUUUAAGACAAAGGAAAUGAAAUAAAUACAAAAAUACUCUUCUAGAAAAAUAUUCACACUAUAAUUAUAUCAAAAACCUAAUUCAUAGUGGAGUAUUCUAAACCGAAACUAAAAGGAACAGAGAAUGUAAAGAGUUAAAGAAACCCCUAACGGAGGAAGUAAAGUAUUAGUGCACAGCUUAGUGGCAGAGCAAUGAAACUGCAUGCUGAUGUAGAACACCAUUUGUUGCAGCUAUUUUGAACCUGUUCUCUGUUGCUCAUAAGUGAGAUGGCAUACGGGUGCAUGGGGAGCUUUUAUAGGUUACAGCUAAUGCAUCCCUGGCGAGUUUUCCAUAUACCCUGUAGGAUUGCAGUGGUGAGCUCCUUAUAAGGUCUGAUUAAUAACAUACAGUGUUGUAUUGUUUUGGGGUUAUAUUAAAUAAAGCAGGAGUUAUGGAAUAACUGAAUUGGAAAAAAAUAAAAUCGUUCUUAAUCUGCUAUUUUUCCAGCUGGUCUAUUUCAUCCAUUUGCAUAUCGGCCAAAUUGCAUAAGAUGUAUUCUAUUAUUCCUUAGUAUUGUAAAUUGAGUUUUUCUUUCAUAUAUUUAAUGCACUCUUUCUGCUUUUCUCAAAGCUGCUAAUCUCCCUGAUGCUCACAUCCAGGAGGGAACGUCUCAGGAUUCUCAGAGCGUGUGCUAUAGGAAAUGUUCAAAGGAUACACCGGCUAGCUCCAGCAGUUGGUUCCCAGUCUCUGAUAAUACCUUCAACUUUAAUUUCUGUGUAGAUGAGCUUGAUCAGGGUACAGACAGUGGGACAGAGGAUGCGGAAAACAAUCAGAAUGAGCACGUCACAGAUGGAGACAGUCAUGACGUCAAUCAGGCCAGCAUCAUAGUCCCCAAUGCAGCCUUGGGAUUCUCCUUCAAUUUCCAGAUUCCGGAUGAUGCUGCCUCCACUUUGCCGAACUUAGAGCUUGGAGGUCAGGGUUCUGUAGAGAAGACCUCUGCAGAGAACAUGACCACUGUUACUGAACCCAAUGCUGUAUCACAGAACCAUACAGAGUUACAGGCUGCUGUGAAUAAAACAGAGGCCUCUGUGACCUCUAGUAAUACUGUAAAAAAGGAUGAGGCUAAGAACAUGUCUGGAGAUUCUCCUAGCAAGAAAAAGAAGAAAAAAGGAUCUAAGGGAAAAGGCCUGACUGGGGAAGGACAGAAAGUUAGCAAAGCAGAGACGCCAAAUAAAGAAACCAGAGGAGCUGACUCUUCAAGUGAUGCUCCCCAGGUGAGGAAUCUGAAAAUCUGUUUAAAAUGGUCAAAAAGAAUGUUUUGUAGAUGUUAGCCACUUUCCUAUCAUCUCUGUAUGUACCGAGUCCUGCAUUCUAUCUGUGUGAAAAGGAAAACUAGAGGAAAACUACUUACCUUCUCUCAAUUAAUCUAAUAUCGCCGUUCUAGCUCUCUGUCUGACCUGGAAGUCUUUGGUGGAUAGGUGUUUUUUUUUUUUGGGGGGGAGGGGGGGUAGUGGGGGAAUUGGAAUGUACUCAACUAAUUAUAACAUCUGUGUUUUUCAAGCAAGGCCCAAAUUUGCAGCUGUAAAAUGUUCAUUAGCGAAUAACCCUAAUCUUUCAUUAAAAUGCAAUGCACAUUUUGUAUCCACUUAUUUAUAACUAAUAAUUAGUUCCAAAAAAAGCAGUUAACCUAGUAAUGGCAUGUACUCUAUCCCUAUGUGCAAACACCUUAAUAAAAAAGUGAAUGUAAAAAAAUAAAGUUAAAUAAUUUGCUAUUACAUAUUGUUUGGUUUGUAUAAUGCAUUUAUAUAUGCAGAGUUGCUAAUAUUAUGAGAUAUAUAUAUAUAUAUAUCUAUAUCUUCCUAUAUACCAAGUGUGUCCUUCCUUGUCCUUCAGCUAUUGUUGAACUACACUUCCCAUAAUUCUCUGCCAUCUGUUAGCUGGUAAAGAAUAAUGCUGCAUAUAAUCUAACAGAAGCUGACAGCCUCUACUUUCUUAUAAAAAUGUGUGUCUUCCAGUCAGGGGAGGAUGAGCUGUCCAGAGAGUUGGACUGGUGCGUGGAGCAGCUCGAAAUCGGACUCCAGAGACAAAAAUCUACUCCAAAACAGGGUGAGGAAGGCUGAACUUGAUGGACACAUGUCUCUUUUCAGCCUAUGUAACUAUGUAAGGAAUAAAUUCUAUCUAAAUAUAUAGUGAGGAGAAGUGAUAAGUUAGAGCUGUUAGUGUAUGUAGAGAGAGGCACAUAGUUGAACCAGCCGACAGGGUGGAUUUGGGUAGGGAAUUUUAUUAAAGUUUAAACCUACAAGAGACACAGGUUGGAUAGAAGCUCUCUGUCUUCCAUUUGGAAUGUUAAGACACACGGUUAUAAACUCACUAAGUCACAAUAUACUUGUUGUCUCUGAUUCCCUGAGUUGAUAAAGUGGGGGAGAGAGGCACAGACACAUAAGAUGACAUUUAAAGAUACAAACAUAAAAUUACAGGAAGAGCUCUACUGAAAAACGGGUAAUAAGUGUGUGGUUUAUAAGUACACGGUGCUCUUAAAGGAAGAGAAUCUGUUCCCAUACCAGAUAUAUACAUGUAAUAAAAAAUAAGAAAUGAUCCCACGGCACACCACAGUUUUGCACAUAAAGAGUAUUUAUUCAUGCGUAGAAAAUACAACAAGAUAUCAUUAUAACAGAGAGUGCAUAGUAUAGUGCUAAACCAGUAUAUAGUACCAAAACCACAAUGUAAGUAAAGUGCUAAAUGCAAAAACCCAUUUAAAAAGGUAUACUGGCUGUGAAGCCUUCCUCUGAGAGGUCCCCCAGUGGAAGGCUUCACAGCCGAAACGUUGGGGUUUCAUUUCUCCUGCUCUUGGUCAGUAUACCUUUUUUUUAUGGACAUUUAAAGAUACAACAGAUACACACGAAGACUAGAAUCAGGCAAAGAGAUGCAGGUAACAGACCGUACAGUACCCAGACAUAGACUAGCUGAGGAAUGCACACACACAAAGGGAGUAUUUCCACCAGGGUGCUCCAAUAAGGGAAGUUACAUUGGGAAAAUUGCCAGUGAUUUCCUCAGAUAAGCAGACUUUAUAUAGGAACAGUGCACAAUGUUUCAGCUUUGAAGUGAGCCUUUGUCAAGCCUAGACUAGAAUGUCAUCUGAGUCUCCCUCCUUGUUUCCAUCAUGCAGUGGAAGAAGCUUUGCGAGCUAUUAAGACACUGCGCAGUGAAAAGGCGGCUUUGGUUAAGAAACGCCAGGUAAUGCGCGCAAUGUUUGGAGAUUAUAGACGUAAGAUGGAAGAAGAGAGACAGAAGCAGCUCAAGCUGAUGCAGACUGGUGAGUUACGUAUAGGAAAAUCAAAUUUGGUGUUGAUGGAUCUUCACAAAGCUUACAAACCCUAGACUAUGUCUAAUCAAAUUGUGAGAAGCUGUGUGUUCUGUCUGUAUCUGUAGUUAUGCAUCUAUCAGAUUUAUUCUCUAAAGUGAGAGUUCAAAGUGAAUUUCAAACUUAAAACCAAAAUGGCCAAAUUGAAAAAAAUCCUCUAAUUCAGCUAUACUUCCAGUUCGACUACUUUGGCCUAAAACGUGAAAUUCACUUUAAAUUCUCAAUUUAGUAAAUAACAAUGUAUCUCUGUGUUAUCAGAUUCCUCUGGAAUACAGAAGGUUCAAGAAUGGCCUCAGACUUUGACUAGCCCUGAGCUGUUGGUCCAUAUAUCCCAUAAUUCUCUAUCAGCCUACAAAUAGAACCAUCACCUGUUCAGUGAAUAGCAUUGGAUAGUGUUCUUCUUUAAGUUAAAUUCUGUAUUAGUGUUACUGUUUAAUGAUCUUACACUCUGUCUCUCUUAACAGCUGCUCAAUCUGCUCGGAUGAAGAAGGUUUCCACAGUUCAAAGACAAAAGACUAGCAAGGUUUUCCGUCAGAGCAUUCGUAAAACUUGUAAAAAUCCAAACACGGCUCCUGUUACCCUGGCCCUGGACUCCCCGGCUGAGCCUGGGGCGACAUCUAGCCAACAAAUUUUUGUUUUCAGAUCAUCAGAUGAACCUUUCUGCUUUAAUUUUCAGUUAUAAACUUUUAUUUUACUUAGGAUUGUAUGCCCCCUCGUUCGAUGACAGGAAUGCAAAUCCAUAAAAUGCUUUUUAUUGCAAACAGAUAUUUGCAACCUACAAACUAAGGAUUUUUUUUUUUUUUUUUUAUAUUAUGAUAAAUAACAAGAAAAUUGUUAUAUUGGAGAGGGUCUCCAUGAAGUUAAUAAACUG
Molecule: messenger RNA, 7525 nt
Organism: Pelobates cultripes (western spadefoot toad)
Lineage: Eukaryota; Metazoa; Chordata; Amphibia; Anura; Pelobatidae
Source: the annotation of a GenBank genome assembly